This is a messenger RNA of Truncatella angustata, 2474 nucleotides long. RefSeq lists its product as uncharacterized. Gene Ontology annotation, molecular function: ATP binding; ATP hydrolysis activity. The record is from RefSeq and is a predicted model, not a curated record. The coding region runs from base 178 to 2436 and encodes 752 amino acids. The transcript has 4 exons. NCBI's taxonomy places the organism in Eukaryota, Fungi, Ascomycota, Sordariomycetes, Amphisphaeriales, Sporocadaceae.
GGGGGGGGGGGGAGGAAUGUUUCUAUAUGAGGGCGAGGCAUGCGUCCCAAAUGGUCUCGAUGGUUUCUGUAGAUUCCAUGAUAAAUCACUCGUGGUUCACUACCCCGUGUCAACAAAGAAAGUCGUCGUUUUGGUACCCUUACCGUUGCUCCAAGCUAUUCGGAAUCGGGAAGCAUCAUGGGCAAAAUAUUUUCAAAACCAGUGAGCAGUGUAUCAUCUGCGCAACACGCUUCGGAAAGUCACAAUACGCCGGUCAUGUUGACAGAGCCUUCUAUGCAGGGUGAUGCGCCUUUCGAGGCAACUCUGGACCAUCAGGCUGCAGACCCACAUCGUAAUAGGACGAUCGACAAUAUAGAGCCACAUGGCUCAGCAUCAGGACACUAUCUCGAGCGAAUGCCGACAAACCCGCCAUUCAAUGAGCAUGAACAGGAUGCGACAACAUGGGGAAGAUCUGGCGAUAGCCCAGUCAGUCCGAAACUCAAUACAAAAGGGCUCCAAGGCGGCUAUAGCCCGCGCUUUUCGAUCGAUUCGACACCUUGUGAGUUGCACCCCGACACUCGAAAGAAAGUAUUCCGAAGGAGCUGGUUUGGAGAGAAGCGAGCAGUGCAAGUUGUUUGCGAGGAUCUCUGCCAGAUCCUCGAGCGAGCUGCGAUCGCUCUUCCAUGGAGUGAAGAAAAUGAGAAGCUAUUUUCUCCUUCCAGUUGGAUUACUGAGCCAUUCGAGGUGAUUGUACAUAACAGAAGCGAGAUAGUGAAGCAUCAUUCAGAGCUCGAUGAUGGGGAUGCCAAGAAGCACCUUGGGUGGUUUCUAGAGCGCUUAGAAGCUCACCAACCUGGUUUGUGGCAGAAGCAAGACGAAAUAUUGUCAGGGAGCUGUCGGCAAGUCCUAUUCGAGCAUCUCUGGCUCCUCUAUCCUCCAGGUAGCACAGUUUUCAGCAUCGAUGAUAGCGCGUGGCGGGCAUAUAUUAUCGAAAGGACCGAAACUGUCACGUUGGAGCAUGCGGCAAUCUUGCAGAUUCAUGUCUGUUAUCUCGACUUCGACGGGACCGGCCGGCGCUUGAUACCACAUAGAACAGUGAUCGAGGUGACUUCUUACACCUCAGAGCGAAAGAUGAGCGCUUUAAGACUGAAGCCGGAGUGGUACAUUGAACGGACCACUCCACUCAUUGUCGCAAACCUGGUUAAGCGAGGAAACGAGUACUCUGGUUUGGGCGGUAAACCACACUACAGGGAAUACGAAGGGGAUGCCUGGCCAAAGGCGUCACAUGAUUCCAAAACCAAGGUCAUUGUGGACUACUCGACGAGCAGCAAGUACACUGCCGCUGGUGAUACAGCCAGAAAUCAAGACGGGAUGUCUUCGUGUCCUGUGUGCAUUGGUGAGUCUCUCGGCUUGUUCUCGUACUCGGAACACGCUGAUGAUGACCCGCAAAUUUGUGUCAACGGCGUGUCUCAUUCAACCCACUGGUCAAAGGCAUCUCAGGAGCUUCAUAUUGGCGACAAGGCACUUCUCUUCUGUCCGCCACGACUAUGGGCCUUCUCGUUGAAUUUCAAGACCUGGAAAUCUGUAUCACACGAGGAAUUGCACGUUGUUGAAUCACAAAACACAUCUUUCGAGCAGGACCUAUGCAUGAAGCAAAGUCGAAAGCAAUCUCUCAGGCACAUCGUGUCUGGCUACAUGAAGGAUACAGAGGAUGUUAAGCUGAUCAGCAGUAAAGAGACAGUUGGCCGGAAGGGCCGGGGUCUAAAUAUACUACUCAGUGGUAGCUCAGGGACUGGGAAGACGUGGACAGCCGAAUGUCUCUCGGAGAAGUUUAAUGUCCCCCUAUAUUCAAUGACUUGUGGCGACCUAGGGGUUCACUCCGGUGUGUUGGAUCAGAAGCUACAAGAAACCUUCACACGCGCCAAAAACUGGAACUCGAUGGUCCUCCUGGAUGAUGCUGAUAUAUAUGUUUAUGAAAGGGACAUAUACAGCUUGAAUCGCAACGCCCUGCUGCCGAUCUUUCUUAGGCACCUGGAAUAUUCAGAUUGCCUUACCUUCAUCAGCAUAUCUCAGUUUGAACCUGUCGAUGCAGCGUUUGCAUCCCGCAUCCACGUCGGGGUACCAUUCCCUAAAUUUGACUUCGGUACUCAGCAGGAAGUAUGGCACCUGGUCAUUGACCGUCUCCCUCAUGACUACCUGGAGAAGGAUGAGUUACAGUACUUCAUCACACAUGAGCUAGGAGAGCUUGACAGUGGCGGGUAUAGAGAGAUGAACGGAAGACAAAUUAGGAACUGCAUCGAUGUUGCCCUAGUUCUCGCUCGAAAUGAGGCUUCCAGCAAACUGCAACAUCACCAUAUAGUGAGGAUAUUGAAGCUUGGGAAAGAUUUCAAGGACCACGUCUUGCAAGUGGCGAACGAAUCGACAGAAUUCAGAGCACGAAACUUUUUCAUCGACUAAAGUAUUAGUCUUUCUUUGUAUCACAACGAAGUCACGAA